Molecule: messenger RNA, 1152 nt
Organism: Labrus mixtus (cuckoo wrasse)
Lineage: Eukaryota; Metazoa; Chordata; Actinopteri; Labriformes; Labridae
Product: phosphoinositide-interacting protein-like
Exons: 2
Coding region: 407-823 (138 amino acids)
Biological process (GO): positive regulation of cation channel activity; phosphatidylinositol-mediated signaling
Molecular function (GO): phosphatidylinositol bisphosphate binding; transmembrane transporter binding
Source: RefSeq, a predicted model, not a curated record
UUUGGGAUCAAUGCUUUCGCCUACACAUCACAGCGCGUAUUGGAAAGGCUCUGUAUGGGUGAUUGCUUGCUCCAUCAAUCCAGCUGUAACAAAACACAAGAGUCAUUUCCUCAGCCGCUGCCCUCGCCCCCGUCUCCUCUUUGUGCGGUAUAAAGAGUAUACGAUUCCAAUUUCUCCUCCUUCUCAUUGUGCAAAAGUUCUUUUUGGGGGGGGGGGGGGGGAAUUCAAGCUUUUUUUGAAGCGCAGAAGUUUGUUUGAGAUCGUUUUACAAAAGCGAUGGCGGGCGUCAGGCUGAGUGGUUUGAGGGUCUUUAUGGAUAUCCUCUGGGGGACCGGAAAGGCUCGCUCAGGAUGCGCCGUCAGGACAGAGCGCCUGCGAUGGUACAUGAUGAUUCUUCCAGGAGGCCAUGCCAGGCAGCCCAGAGAACAUCCCCCUGGGAGAGUGCUCCCUCUCCCAGUCCCGGGACCAGCUGACGCCCCCGAGCCGCACAGAGUCCACGGUGUUCAGCUUGGCGCACAGCGAGUCCGCCUGGACCAAGGAGAACCCCCGACCGAGCGAGGACAAGUGGGAGGUCUUCUGGUUCCCCAUCCACCUCAUGUCCACGGGGGGCAGCUUCCUCGCGUGCGGCAUCAUCAUCAGCGGGCUGUACUUCGCCGGACACUGCAGGAAGGUGACCAACAUCCUGGGCCCCGCCCUGCUCUCCAUCGGCAUGAUGGUCUUCGUGGUGGGCGUGGUCCUCAUCCCCAUCACCAAGGAGAACAGGAAGCUGUCGAACACGAAGAAGCCGUUCCAUUACCACAGGCAGCCCACGUUCAACCUGUGACGAGAGAAAGAAAAAAAAAAAAAAAAACUGCAGACACUGGAGUGAGACGAUUUCCUUUUUCCGGCAUGGAGCGAAAUUAUUUGAAGACUCAUUGUGGUGACGUUUACGUUUAUUUGAUUGAUUCUUGCAGGAUUUGGUGCACUUAUCUCCGUCCCAAGUGUGCAUGAAAACAUUUGCAUCGAUAAAACAAAAAAAAAAGGAAAAAAAAAAAAAAAAGGUGCAAGCACAAGGACAACAGUGUGCUUAUUACUUACACACAAUUUAGUGCAGAUACUUGAAAGCAGGCGCGUCCUUCUGAAUAUUUAUGAGGGGGGGGGGGGGGAGUGGAC